CUUCCCUGUCGAAGUACCCUCCAGCGCUUUAUGGGCUCAUCACGUGGAGAAGUUGGCAUGACCGAACUCGUGAAGCAAAGGCUGUCUGCAGAACUCGCUUCUCAUCCCUCGUUGCAUGUGAGUGCAUGCUCUUUAAUUGUAGACGAAAUGCGCGUCAAACAACGGCUACUGUAUCACAAGCAAAGAGAUGCCUUCAUCGGCGAAGUGGACUAUGGUGUGAACUUCCCCAAAGAAACAACAAAUGAGCCUGUGCUGGCCAACUCACUCUUGUGUUUCGUCCUUAACGGCCUUUCAGUUUCGUUCAAAAUACCUGUGGCGUACUUUUUCGCGAGAAACUGCACUGGCCGUGAGCUGCACAUGCUCAUAAGACACGUUCUGAAGGAAGUUGAAGAAAUAUGAUUUUUCGUCGUGCGCAUUGUCACAGACAACCACAAGAUCAAUGUCUUGGCUAUGCAACUUCUGUGCAACGGAAGCCUCAAGCAUUGCAUUGACCACCCAGGCAAACCGAAUCGAAAGCUCUUUCUUGCAUUCGAUCAGUGCCACCUGAUCAAAAACGUGCGAUCACAGUUUUUGUCCCGUGACAUCGGAAAAGGCGGCGAAAUAGCAGCGAACCACUUGAAGAGCCUCUACAGAAUGCAGCAAGGCAGCCUUGUAAAGCCAGUACGAUUUUUGACGAGAAAGCACGUAUUCCCUACGAAUAUGGAAAAAAUGAACGUGCAGAGAGCAGUGCAAGUUUUUUCUCCUCCCGUGACAGCUGCAAUGAAGCUCUUGCAAGAGCAGGUGGGCCACACGUGCGACGCAAGCUUCGCGGGUGUCGGACCGACGGUGCAAUUUAUGGACACCGUGCACCGCUGGUUCGUGCUCAUGGACGUGAGUAAUUGUACCCAGCACAUACAUCAGAAGAAUGCGGGCUGCAAGCAGUUUGAAUCUGCAGGCGAUGAACGGCUAAUCUGGCUGGAGACAAGCUUCCUCGACUACCUGGCUGAUCUCAAAAGUCAGUGCCUGGCAAAGAACUUUCUAACCAAAGAGACUUAUGAGGGUCUUGUGAUCACAACUCGUUCGAACGUUGAGUGCAUUAGAUAUCUUCUUGAAGAGAUGUCUUUUCACUUCGUUUUGACGAGGAAAAUGUUAUCGGACCCAAUCGAGUCGUUCUUUGGCUGGCUGAGGAAAUCAGCAGGAUCAAAUGACCAAACGGACGUCCACGCCGUGCUCACAGGCAUUGGGAAAACCCUCAAGACCGGUAUCGCAUCGGCGUCGAGUACAAGCAACAUAAUGGCAGCAGAAGAGAGUGAUUGCUUGUCAACGCUGCCGCAACAGAAAAACACAAGGGAGCAAACCAGCGAGGAAUUCCCUGCAGAUGCACGUAGAGAGCUCAUAGAGCGACUAAACCGAGAUAAGUCUCUACUUCCCGCUCCAGAUGUGGCCGCAUUGGCUAUGGUUGGUGGCUACCUCGCAAGAGCCGUACGAGAAAACUUCGAAUGUGUGGAGUGCUACGCGCUCUUAACAAAGCCAAACGCAUCGACACCAUCGGACUCGCUCAUUAAACACCAAGACCGCGGUGGACUUCUUUACCCGUCCGCACAACUUCUAGAUGUUCUCUACGCACUACAGAAGUUCGUCGAAGUUCUUCUAGCAAGAAGAAGGCGUAUGGAUCACCCUCUAAAGGAGGCUGUGAACAAUGCUACCGAAAUCCUCCGCGAGCACAAAGCUUUGAUGUGUUCGAAGCCAGGGCACCAAGAGAAUUUGCUCAAAUUGUUGCUUACGAAGUUCUUUCGCCCAAUAUUCACCAAUUUCGCUCUGAAAGCGACAGACGAACAAGACGUCGCCAAAGUGUUCGCAAUAAAGCCGCUGUCACGAAAGACCCUGAAACUGUGAGCUUGAUCUCACAGCUGGGGGCCUAAGUGAAAGGUCCAGUUUUCACAAUAUGUCUCGUGUUGCUUGCUUUCAAUGUAC
Messenger RNA from Dermacentor silvarum, 1953 nucleotides. RefSeq lists its product as uncharacterized. Bases 451 to 1875 code for a protein of 474 amino acids. The transcript has a single exon. The record is from RefSeq and is a predicted model, not a curated record. Lineage: Eukaryota; Metazoa; Arthropoda; Arachnida; Ixodida; Ixodidae.